Molecule: messenger RNA, 1319 nt
Organism: Dermatophagoides farinae (American house dust mite)
Lineage: Eukaryota; Metazoa; Arthropoda; Arachnida; Sarcoptiformes; Pyroglyphidae
Product: cyanocobalamin reductase / alkylcobalamin dealkylase
Biological process (GO): cobalamin metabolic process
Cellular component (GO): cytoplasm
Molecular function (GO): FAD binding; cyanocobalamin reductase (cyanide-eliminating) (NADP+) activity; demethylase activity
Source: RefSeq, a predicted model, not a curated record
UUUACUCAUUAGUUUUCAUUAGUUAUCAUAUCAUAAAACAUAAAAAUAUAUAUAUAUAUUAAUGAUCAAACAUGUUGCCAGAAAAUUUGGUUCAACAAUUCAAUGAUCUUGGUUUUGAAAUUCAUUAUUUUAAGAUCAGUUGGUAUAAUGAUGCUGUUGCUUCCGAAUAUUUUCUUCCAUAUCCUGAUGAUGCAUUAGCAUUUGUUGUUCUAUCAAAUCCAUCAUGGUUUGAAAAAUCAUUUUUGCCAUUUUUGGCCAACAAUUUGGAUCCAUCCAUGAUGGAUAAAAAUGAUGAUCUACCUGAAAAUCAUAGCUGUCUUACAAUGAAUUGUCGUGAUCCAAUUGAUCAAUGUAUGAGACAUCAUUUUGAUAUAUUAGCCAAGGAAAUAUCAUCGACCUUGAAUACCGAAGUGGAUAAGAUUCAUGAUUUUGAAUUACUAAUGCCAUAUCGUCGUCCACGUGUACUUUUACAGACUGCUGCUCAUGUUUCCGGUGCAGCUUAUUAUUAUCGAUUGCCAAGACGUGAUAAAAACGUACAUAAACUUGGCCUUUGUAUACAUCCAGAAUAUGGUGGUUGGUUCGGUCUACGAGGUGUAUUUGUUUUUAAACAAAUAUUGGUACCGAAUUUGGAACGAAAACCGCCAGCAAACGUCAUACCUGACAUUAUGCAACAGGAAGCAUUACUCAAACUAUUCAAUGAACGUUGGCGUGAUGGUAGUUAUAGAGAUUUUAUACCGGUAAAAUCUCGUUAUAGUGACUUACAAUUCAAAUAUUUCAGUUUGGAACCACGUCAACGUUUUGAAUUUAUUCGUAAAGAAAUUUAUCCAAAAUUGAAUGAAUUAAUAUCAUCGCCAUCAUCAUCAAAUGAAUUGAAAAAUUGUGAAAAAUCCAAUGGCCAUCAUUGAAUUGAGUUUUUUUUGUAUUGCAACAACAACAUAUGUGUGAAAAAUGAGCCAAAAAUUCUUGAUGUAUCUCUUAAAUAAAAUAAAAAAAAAUACUCAUAAAUUACACGUAGAAUAUAUAUACUGCAUGUGAAUCCAAAGAAGAAUUAGAACCGAAAGCAACAACAACAACAAAAAAAAUCCACUUAUCUUGAUCAUCGAUUCAAAAGAAUGUUUGUUGUGGGUUAUUGACGUCAUUUGAUGAUAACUAUGUACAUGUGCGUAGGCUUUCGAUGGUUUUUUUUUCUUUGAAAAAUGAUUUAGAUAUCGAUCGAUUGAUCGAAAUAGAUUCAAUUCGAAUAUAUUGACAUAGACAACAACAACAACAACAACAACAACAGCACAAUAAAAUAAAAACGGAAAAUUUUUUUAUAAAAA